Molecule: messenger RNA, 2445 nt
Organism: Cuscuta campestris
Lineage: Eukaryota; Viridiplantae; Streptophyta; Magnoliopsida; Solanales; Convolvulaceae
Source: the annotation of a GenBank genome assembly
UCAUUUCCUCAAUAAUAUCUAGAUAUGCACUCAAUAAAGGAGCUACAACAUUUGCUGUAGAUGUUAAAGAUGCUAUUAGUAAUGAUAGCUCACAAAGCCAUCAAUCUGCCUUUAAGAUCUCCCACCGCCCUAUGCAAAGAUGUGAAGCUGGACUGCCAAACAAAGGAUCAACAGGUUGUGAACUUCUCAUAAGAGGGAACAAAGGGAAGAAACAGAGCAAGGCCUGAUCUUUGAUGGACUGAGGGAAAGAUUCACAACUUGUUUGCAUUUCCGUCGGAGUGCAACUUUUCAGGCAAAAGGUUCAACCUUGACCUGGUGAACAUUGUGAAGGAAGGUUCAAGCAGCUCUCUGUCUCAUAGAGGCCAAUGGCUGGUUCUGAUUGAUGCUGCUAAAGGAUGUGCGACAGAGCCACCAGAUUUGACCAAAUACAGGGCAGACUUUGUUGUCAUCUCAUUCUACAAGAUGUUUGGAUACCCAACUGGCAUUGGUGCACUAAUUGUAAAAAAUGAAGCUGCGAAACUACUGAGGAAGACCUACUUUAGUGGAGGCACUGUUGCUGCUACUAUCGCCGACACUGACUUCUUCAAAAGAAGAGCAGGUGUGGAGGAGUACUUUGAGGAUGGAACAGUAUCAUUUUUGAGCAUAGCAUCAAUUCUGCAUGGACUCAGAGUGCUCAAUACUUUAACCAUGUCUUCUAUAUCCCGGUGUGUGACAAACAUUUUUUAUUUGGUGUCUAAUGAGAUGAAGAUGUUAUGACAAGCAUCUCUUUGCAAGGUUAGGCAUACAUCAUCUCUGGCAACCUAUGUUAGGAAAGCACUCUCAGCUUUGAGACAUGGAAAUGGAGAACGUGUUUGCACAAUUUAUGGAGAAAACACUCCAGAAGUAUUACCUGGUAAAGUGGGUCCGAUAGUUUCAUUCAAUGUAAAGAGACCAGAUGGGACAUGGUGUGGCUGCCGGGAAGUGGAAACUUUGGCCUCUUUGGCAGGAAUUCAGCUACGGGAUGCUUUUGCAAUCCUGGUGCCUGUGCAAAGUACCUUGGUUUAUCGCACAGGGAUAUUCUUUCAAAUAUUGAGGCUGGCCAUGUUUGCUGGGAUGACCAAGAUAUUUUAAAUGGAAAACCAACUGGAGCUGUUAGAGUAUCGUUUGGUUACAUGUCAACAUUUGAAGAUGCCAGGAAAUUCAUGGACUUCAUGGAAGGGUCCUUUGUGUCAUUUCAUUCCAUCGAAGGUGCUUUGAGUGCAAGAUCAUCUCCCCUUGUAAUGAAAGGAACUGAAAAGAUAGCAAUGUAUUUCCUCACAUCAAUUACUGUAUAUCCAAUAAAGUCAUGUGCAGGCUUUAGUACGGAUCAUUGGCCCCUGACAAGCACAGGGCUACUGCAUGACCGAGAGUGGCUUCUUAGGAGUGCCAGUGGGGAAGUCCUUUCACAAAAGAAGAAAUGUGUCAUAUCAAAACAUCCAUUGAUCUCAAGUUGGGAAUGCUGUUUGUUGAGUCUCCUCGCUGCAAAGAGAAACUGCAGAUUAAACUUAAUUCCGAUAUGAAUGAUGCAAUGUCUGAUGAAAUUGGCAUACAUGCGCAAAGGCAUGAGGUCCAAAGUUAUGGCAUUGAAGUCAACAGUUGGUUUAGCUAUGCUGUCGGUCAAUCUUGUACUCUACUGAGAAAUUCUGGAGCCGUGAGAUACACCUGCUCUAAGGUGAAUUCUAAUACAGGCAUUUGCAAGGGUGUUGAAACCAAGUUGAAUUUUGUCAAUGAGGCCCAAUUUUUAGUGGUAUCUCAGGAAAGUGUAGCCGAUUUAAACAACAGGUUACACUCAAGCACACAACAAGGCGCUUAUGGAAAGACAAUUGAAGUCAGUACUAUGAGAUUCCGACCCAACCUUGUCAUAUCCGGAGGCGAACCAUAUGCAGAAGAUGGAUGGGAGAGUCUUGAGAUAGGAGGGAAGAUAUUCACUUCUCUUGGGGGAUGCAACCGGUGCCAGGUGAUCAACAUACAUUCACAUGGUGGUGGAAAGGUGCAAAGGUCGAAAGAACCCUUGGCUACUUUAGCAACAUACAGGCGAGUUAAGGGGAAGAUACUGUUCGGAAUAUUGUUGAGAUAUGAAAAGGAUGCUACGAAGGAUUUCGAUCCAUGGCUCCAUGUAGGAGAACAAAUAUUCCCAAAUCGUCCUUCACCCUCGUCCUAACAGCUUUCCAUGGGAGGGUCAAAACAAACAAGGUGCAAUAGUAUGGAUUGGAUGUUCUUGCUUGAGUUGAAGAACAUAACUCUUCAUCAAACACAAUAGUCCUCGAAAAGUGCAGUACUAUAAUUAUAAUUCAGUCCUUCAACAUGACUAUCUCAACUCUCUUGUUGUAACAAAAAACUUUGAUUGCUUAGUUCAAACUUUAAAAAGCUGGCCACAUUUAUUUCCCUUAUUCCGUGUGGGAUUUGCGUUUGGAUUGGUUUCGUUUG